Molecule: messenger RNA, 247 nt
Organism: Funneliformis caledonium
Lineage: Eukaryota; Fungi; Glomeromycota; Glomeromycetes; Glomerales; Glomeraceae
Source: the annotation of a GenBank genome assembly
AUGUCUGAUACAAAUUUCAAAGCUCGGUUAGAGAAAUUCAAUUAUUAUAUCAAAAACUUACCUCCACAUGAUUACUUUCAAAAAAACAUUUGGGACCGGACAAGUUUAAUAUCUUUCGAACAUGAUAAAUGUAUUUUUGAGUACGUGGUUGACCCAAAAGACUGUAAUUCGUCUGGAGCGAUACAUGGUGGAUUUAUCGCUAGUUUAAUUGAUAUCGUUUCCACCGCUGCUAUACUUGUCUUUCAAG